AUGCGCCUCUCCUUCCUCCUCGCCGUUGUUGCUGCUUUGACAACAUCUAUGUCUGUCAGUGGUGACAGUGCGCUGGCAGCCGAAUGGCAUGUCGCGGCAUUCACUGCCGAGUCGAUAAAUAUGGCUUCUGGACAGCUGCUUGAACAUCGCGGACCGUUGAAUAGAGGAACAUAUCAGGCACUUGAUACGAUACUGACUCAAAUGCGCGACAUAUGGGCGAAUGAAGUACUACAUGCGUUUCAGGCUUGGUGUAACUUGAAGCCUGAACACCAAAAAUCUCAUAUGUUGGACACAAUGCAUUUACUCAAAUCAGACACCUUCCUAUAUCGGUUUGAUCAUGGCUUGCCUCAUCUCGUUCGGUCGGAGUUGGUCGACAACAUGAUCAACAGCAAGUACUUGGCUUGGCUUGACAGACUUUCGUUCAAAUUUACUAGUCUAGUGCUAUUCAAGUUGUCUGUCAAGAAGGGCGAUAGGGAGAGUCUAUGGAAUUCUGAACUUUGGAGUUAUAUAUGUAAGCCUGGUGGCUUACGUACGCCUACACAUAUGGUUCAUUGCAUCGUAGACACCCCUCUUUCCCUUAAGGUUUCGUCUCAUGUUUACCUAGCGUCAACGUUACAGGCUCCACACCUGCAUCGCUGGCGCCAGGCGCCAGGGUGCCCAUAUUUUGGAGCCGAGCGAAGUCUUUCAAAUCUGCGUCAUUUCAUAGUGCUGGCGCCUCGUAAUCCGUUAUCAUAUAAAUUGAAUGUUGUCGAGUCCCAAAAUCCUCAGAGACAAUCGACUCAUUGCAAUACCAUGAAGAUCCAGUUCACCUACCUCGCUAUCCUUGCUGCCGCCACCGCCGGGGUGAAGGCUCUAGGACUGGCUGCUGGAUCUGCUGCAAUGACACCUGAGGGGUAG
This is a messenger RNA of Suillus paluster, 897 nucleotides long. RefSeq lists its product as uncharacterized. The record is from RefSeq and is a predicted model, not a curated record. NCBI's taxonomy places the organism in Eukaryota, Fungi, Basidiomycota, Agaricomycetes, Boletales, Suillaceae. Bases 1 to 897 code for a protein of 298 amino acids. The transcript has 12 exons.